UUAUCGGCCUACCUGUUAAGGACUGCGCAUGCGCCUUCUCGCCUCCCCGUUGGCGCGACCGGUUAUGCAAAGAACGUCCAGGCCGCCAGCCAAUCGUGGUGAAGGAGGCGUUGCGGAGUGCUCGCGCGAAAGGUUCAGAGAAAAUUAGUGCCAAGUUCCCUUAUUGACUGGAUCGGCUAGUGGGAAUAUGGCUGUAAUGACACACCUAAAGAUUUACAGGGUAUGGUUUCUCAGCUGCCUAGUUCUUAUAUCCUCGAUAUGUUUGGCUGAGGAUCACCAUCCAGGCGGCAACCAUCAACCAAAUGCACGCCUUGAUAAGACCAUGGUGCAAGAUAAAGAUCAUAUCAUGGAACACUUAGAAGGAGUUAUAGACAAGCCAGAAUCUGAAAUGUCACCACAAGAGCUGCAGCUUCAUUACUUCAAAAUGCAUGACUAUGAUGGCAACAACUUGCUUGAUGGGCUUGAGCUUGCCACUGCAAUAACACAUGUGCAUAAAGAGGAAGGAGGCGAACAUACUCCAACGAUGAAAGAAGAGGAACUAAUUAGCUUGAUAGAUGGCGUCUUGCAAGAUGACGAUAAAAACAAUGACGGAUACAUUGACUAUGCUGAGUUUGCCAAGUCACUGGAAUAGCAAUAAUUUUCUUGUUCUUGUGACCCAGUACAAUGUGAUUCUUUAUUUUAUGGUUGUAUGGUCUAUCCUUUAGACUGCAAAAUGAGUGAGUUGGGGGAAAUAGUUUGAUGAAUCACUAAAUAUGAGAGCAAAAGUUAGGUUAUAAUGCGAGUUGUUUCAUACUGUCAUCUUAGUGAACUAUGUUGAGCAUUGGCCCUCUUAGGAGAUAAUCUGAGAAUUGGCUUAAAUACUUGUUCAAAAGGCUGCUGUGAAACUAAUUUAACUCCUGGUUAAUUUUUGGAGAAAUGCCGUUAUCACUAAGUAUAAAUAUUGAAGGACUCUGGUUUGAAAUUUAAUCGUGAGCUAAAGUGGUUAGUAUUAUUCAGUGCUUACUCUUGUUUUUGAAUUCGCCACUCACUUUUUUUCAAAAAUGAAGGAAAAGCCACAUGCAGGAAAAAUAGCUCCUUCUAAAGGGCUAAAUUCAAAUGUUAAUGUUCACUGGAAUAGACUGAAAAUGAAAUUUAAAUAAAUGGUGACUCUUAUUGAGUCAGUAGGUCUUGCUCUGGUCAAUGCUAACAAUUGGUUUAGUCCGAAAUCUGUUGAUGUUGUUGAAAAGGUUAUAUACUUUAUUAAUUAUCCUUUGAAAUGAAUGUGAACGUAAAAGUGCUUAGAAUUUGUCUGCAAUGUUUCUUAAAUAUCUAAAAACAUGUAUACCCACAUGUCUGUUUUUCAGAUGUCUUGGAAUUCUACAGAGUUUAUGUUCUACACUAAAUUAUUAUUAUAGAAUUGGGAUUUCUUUAAUGUUAUGUAUAUACUUAUUGUUGUUUGUAUUAUACCAUCAAUACAGUAUUUUUCAUUUUCAAAAGAGGUAGGUUACUACUAUUGGUGAAGCCCUUCACUAUUAUUCCUUUGUUUACCUAAUUGAAUUUUAUAACCACAAUCAAAUGCUGCCUUGUUAAGGUUCUCAUCAAUAUACCUUGACUUGAAUUCAUGGUGUUAACUAUGGAAAUACUUUGUAUUUUUUCUAAAACUCUUUAAAGAGUGUAUUUGAAUACUUGAAUAUGUUUAUUUAAAGUAAUUCAAGAACUAUCUACAGCUUUUGUUUAAGUAGAGUGCAGUAGCCUUUUGCAGAUCCAAAAGUAGUAUGUUUUGUUGUCUGAGCUGUUGUAUAAACCAGAUCAGAAAGUAUACAUUUAUUUAAUCAGGUACAUCAUAUUCACAGACAAACCCCCAUAUGCUCUCUGUAAAUUGUAUAGAGACCUAUUUUCUGUAUUAAAACUAUUCUUAUAUGAAGUGUAUUUGUAAAAAAAUUCCUUUGUUAACUGUGCAAUUAAAAAUAUCCUUGAUUGUA
This is a messenger RNA of Anolis carolinensis (green anole), 1961 nucleotides long. It is a transcript of the gene mcfd2, whose product is annotated as multiple coagulation factor deficiency 2, ER cargo receptor complex subunit. The transcript is spliced from 5 exons. Bases 188 to 631 code for a protein of 147 amino acids. NCBI's taxonomy places the organism in Eukaryota, Metazoa, Chordata, Lepidosauria, Squamata, Anolidae. The record is from RefSeq and is a predicted model, not a curated record. Gene Ontology annotation, molecular function: calcium ion binding.